AUGGCGUCCUUUCUCAGACACAAGGAUCACGCUGCCCCUUCAGCCGCUGCUGUCGCGCCAGGAGAGCCCACAGAGGCGCAGAUCAAUGCCGCUCAAGCUCAGGAUGCAGCCGAACAUGCCGCUGUCAAUGCCAAGUUGCGGCAGAACGAGGCAGCUGGCGCUCGAGUGCUCGAAUUUGACGAGAAUGCCACUCCUGCAGAGAAGGCCGCUCAAGCUGCCAAGGCAACGGAUCGCAUCAAGCCAAAGACAGCAGCAGCCGCACAGCAGGGCUCUGGUAUUGCAAGCGACAUCGGCGGCAAGAAGGUCGAUCCUACGCUCAGCAUGAAGGAUGUAGACAAGCUCAACGAGCAGGAGAAGAACGCACCAGGCUCGCUUCCUGCCGGUCAGCCUAGUGUUAAUCUGCCGCCUGGCACCGUGGCUGGAUGGGCCGCUGCUGCCCUUGCUGCCAAGGGUCUUCCGCUCGAUCGAUCCAUCAACCCCGACGAAGAAGUUCAGCGUGACUUGAUCAGUACCUUUGUCGGCGAAAGCUAUCUCGGCUACUUCUGGUGGGAUGCCUCCGUCAUCGUAUUGGCCGUACUCUUCACCUACUUCGCCACUCGUCUGGGCGGAGGUAUAGCCUCUAUCCUGAUCAUCGGCGCCUUCUGCUCCACCUACUACAACACCAGCAUGCGUCGAACCCGUCAGCGCGCACGGGACGACAUCACUCGCGAGUUGGCCAAGAAGAAGAUGGUCUCAGAGCACGAAUCCGCCGACUGGAUCAACCAUUUCCUCUCGCGCUUCUGGCUCAUCUACGAGCCCGUUCUGUCUGCGACCAUCAUUGGCACCGUCGACCAGAUCCUGGUGCAGAACUGCCCAGGCUUCCUCGAUUCGAUCCGCAUGACUACCUUCACGCUCGGCACCAAAGCACCUCGAAUCGACUCGGUCCGUACCUUCCCAAACACGGACGAGGAUAUCGUCAUGAUGGACUGGAAGUUCAACUUCACGCCCAGCGAUGUGCUCGAUCUCACCGUCAAGCAGGCCAGCCAGAAGAUCAACCCAAAGAUCGUCCUCACCGUUCGAAUUGGAAAGGGCUUCGUUGGCGCUGGCCUUCCGAUCUUGCUCGAGGACAUCAACUUUGUCGGUCACCUCCGCCUGCGCAUGAAGCUCAUGAGCAACUUCCCUCACGUGCAGCUCGUCGACAUCUCGUUCAUGGAGCCCCCCAAGAUUGAUUACGUGCUCAAGCCAAUCGGAGGCAACACGUUCGGCUUUGACAUCGGCAACAUUCCUGGUCUUUCCGACUUCAUCCAGGGACAGAUCCAUGCCAAUCUCGGACCGAUGAUGUACAACCCCAAUCUCUUCACCAUCAAUCUCGAGCAGAUGAUGUCCGGGACACCGCUCGACACUGCUAUCGGAGUUCUUCAAGUCAACAUCUGGUCAGCGCGCAACCUCAAGGGAGUCAAGCUGGGCGGCGGUACGCCUGAUCCAUAUGUCACGCUCUCUAUCGACAAUCGCGAGGUGCUGGCAAAGACCUCGACCAAGAGAGGCACCUCCAACCCGCAGUACAAGGAGACCAAGUUUGUGCUGCUCAACAACCUCAACGGCAUGCUCACCAUGGCUGUCAUGGACUUCAACGAGCAUCGUCCCGAUUCCACUUUGGGCCAGGCUGCUUUCGACCUCAAGGAGCUCAUGGACGGCUCUGAGCAGGAGAACUUGAGCACACCCAUCAUUCUCGACGCCAAGGAGCGAGGCGAGGUGCAAUACUCGCUUUCCUACUAUCCUGUCGUCAAACCCGAGACUGGCGAGGACGGUCAGCUCAAGCCCCUGCCUGAAACCCGAUCAGGAGUGGUGCGCUUUACCUUGCAUCAAGCCAAGGAGCUCGACAAGCGUUCUGGCUUCAGCGGUGAGCUGUGUCCAAAGGGACGCAUCAAGCUCAAUGGCCAGCAGGUCAAGGACACCAUCGUCAUCAAGCGCACCACCAACCCCAUUUUCGAGCUGCCCACCGAGUUUCUCGUCACUGAUCGCAAGAAGGCUGUCAUUACCGUCGAGAUUCUCGAUGACCGCGAUCUGCGUGCCGACCCUGUUGUAGCGUACGUCAGCAUCCGCCUCGACGAUCUGCUCGCAGCCAAAGAGAAGCAGCAGGAUUGGUUCCCGCUCAAGAACUCGAAGAAUGGUCGAGUGCGCAUGUCAGCGCAAUGGAAGCCAGUACAGAUGUCCGGCAGUAUGAACGGCAGCAGCGGCUACACGCCCGCUAUCGGCGCUGUCAAGUUCUGGAUCAAGCGUGCGACCGACGUCAAGAACGUCGAAGGCAUGACCGGUGGCAAGUCGGAUCCGUAUGUGCAGCUGCGUGCUCGAGGACAAGCCGUCGACGGUACCACGAUCGUCAACAACAAUCUCAACCCAGAGUGGAACGAGAUCCUCUACGCUCCCGUCCACUCAUUGCGUGAAAAGAUCACGAUCGAGGUCAUGGACUACCAGAACACGGGCAAGGACCGCUCUCUCGGCAACGUCGAGGUCGAUGUGGCUCAGCUCGCAAAAGAUUCGGCUGGCUUGGACCCACGCCUCAGGUACAGCGGCACCGGCAAGCAUGCUCACAAGGACAAGAUCCACCUUGGACGCGGCAUCUACAAGGGACAGAUCGAGUUUGACUGCGAGUUCCUCCCGGCCGUCAGCAUCAAGGGCGCCGAGUUCGAUGAACGCGAGAACGAGGCGGCGGCGAAGAGCGGUGCCAUCAUCGAGAAGGCGGAAGAAGAGUCCGGAGCCGACACUGCAGUCAAUGGUACGCAGAAGGCCAACGGCGCGAGCGAGGUCAAGGCAGCCGUCAAGGGGGCCGCCAAAGGUCACGUCAAGGACAAGAACUCGAUCGCUUCGCUCAAGAGUGUCAAGGAUGCCGGUGCCAGCGCUCCGCCUUCUGCCGUGGAAAAGGUCGAAGAAGGCGUCACGAUGUCCAAGCAACAGCUGCUCAACGAGCAGUCCGGUAUCAUUGUCUUCAACAUCUUGCAAGGCAAGCUUCCGACUAACAAGAAGAAUGCUCGCCUCGAGGUGCUCUUCGACGAUGGCUACUGGCCAGCUUACACCACCGAGAAGGCUCGCACCGCUCAGCACACAUGGGACGAGGUAGGCGAGUCGGUCGUCAAGGAGCUCGACUGGUCCAAGUUCCAUCUCAAGCUGACUACGGGCGAUGGUGACGAUGACGUCUUUGCCGAGUUCUCGGGCAACACCAAGGAUGUCCUCGAAAAAGCGCUCAACUCGCAGUACGAGUUCCGCCUGCAAAACGCCGCCGGUGCGCAGGUGGCAAGCGUGGUUCUAGAGUGCAGGUACAUCCCCAUCAACCUGCACCUUGAGCCCGUCGAGAGCGUCAACAACCAGGGCUUCCUCCGUGUCGACUUGGUGCACGCUCGCAACCUUCGAGCUGCGGACCGCGGCAAUCGUUCGGACCCCUACUUUGCAUUCGUGCUCAACGGCGAGCGCAUGGCCAAGUCCAAGGUGAUCAAGAAGACGCUCAACCCGGACUACAACGAGAACCUGGGCGAGUUCAAGGUACCUUCGCGAGUAGCUGCUGAUGCCGUGUUUGAGGCGUACGACUGGGACCAAGUCGGAACGCCAGACAAGCUCGGAAAGGCGCAGGUGGACCUGUCGGUGCUCGAGCCCUUCGAGCCUUUCGAAAAGACCUACCCGCUGACGGGAAGCGGCUCGGCCGACAACUCGGAGGUGACACUGCGUUUUGUGUUCAAGCCCGACUUUGUCGCCAAUCGCGAACGAAAGGGUACGAGUAUCAGUAGAACCUUCACUUCUGGAGUUGCAGGCGUAGGACGCGUUGGAGUCGGUGGCGCGUUGGCCGUCGGCACCGGUGUCGGCAAAGCCGGUCUCGGCGUGGGCAAAGCCGGCUUCGGUGUUGGAAAGGGUGUCGUCGGUGUGGCAGGUAAAGGUGUCGGUGGUGUCGUCGGUGUAGCCGGCAAGGGUGUUGGAGGCGUCACCAAGGGCGUGGGCAGCAUCAUCCGUCCAGGCAACCGCAAGGUCUCAGCAGCCGAGAUCGCCGCAGGCGAAGAAGCACUGCUCGACCCAACCACGGGCGAACUCGUCAGCCCCUACGGUCCGGACGGCCUCCCCGCCAUUCCUUCCGGCACAGGCCUCCCCGCCGGUUACAACAUUCCUGCACCGGCCAAUCAAGAGGGCUCAACAACGGCAGACGCAAGCUUCGACCACGACGCAAGGUCCUUCGCCGAGUCCCAGGGCACACCCAGCAAGCGCAAGUCCAAGCUGCACAAUCCUUUCAAGCGACAUCACAAGGACGGUUGA
Molecule: messenger RNA, 4275 nt
Organism: Kalmanozyma brasiliensis GHG001
Lineage: Eukaryota; Fungi; Basidiomycota; Ustilaginomycetes; Ustilaginales
Product: C2 domain protein
Exons: 1
Coding region: 1-4275 (1424 amino acids)
Molecular function (GO): lipid binding
Source: RefSeq, a predicted model, not a curated record